Adelges cooleyi (spruce gall adelgid) is the source of this 3221-nucleotide messenger RNA. RefSeq names its product rho GTPase-activating protein 26 (gene Graf). The transcript is spliced from 23 exons. Lineage: Eukaryota; Metazoa; Arthropoda; Insecta; Hemiptera; Adelgidae. The record is from RefSeq and is a predicted model, not a curated record. Gene Ontology annotation, molecular function: protein binding; GTPase activator activity. Gene Ontology annotation, biological process: signal transduction. Gene Ontology annotation, cellular component: cytoplasm. The coding region runs from base 185 to 2731 and encodes 848 amino acids.
UAAUUCUUGUUUGGACACGAUAAGGCUAGGAAGUUGCUUGCUGUUUUCUUUAAAAAAGGAAAAGGAUACGAUACUUUGUUUUUUCGAAUAAAACUUAGCCACAUAACAUAUUUUUUUACAUUUUUAUUUUGUUUAUUAUUUAUUAAUUUAUUUAUUUUCAUAUGAAUACUAUUGAUCAGUUAAAAUGGUGAUUGGAUUGCAGCCUCUGGAAUUUUCUGAUUGUAUAACUGACAGUCCUUAUUUUCGUCAAAAGUUACAUGACCAUGAAGAAGAAUUGGAAAAAACCAAUCGCCAAAUUAAACGUUUAAUUAAGGAGCUUAAAGAAUUGCUGAAUGCGGCUAAAAAUUUGUCUCGAGCUCAACGUCUAGUUUCCAGCUCGUUGCAACAAUUCGAUUUCGAAUGCAUCGGCACAACGCAAACGGACGAUGAGUUGGUAAUCACACGGUCACUGGCCGAAUUCGGUCGGCUCAUCUCAUCCAUCGAAGACGAACGAGACAGAAUGUUGGCCAGAGCUUAUGACCAAUUUAUAAUUCCCCUCGAAAACUUCAGGAAAGAACAUAUUGGCGGAGUAAAGGAAGGAAAGAAAAAAUUUGAAAAACAAACUGCUAAGUUUUGUCAAAGCCAAGAACGGCAUUUGAAUCUCUCUACAAAAAAACAAGACUCUGUAUUGCAAGAGGCUGAUGCAACAUUAGAAAUGGAACAGAGGCAUUUUUGUCAAGCCAGUCUAGAAUAUGUUUUUUUGCUCCAAGAAGUACAAGAGCGAAAAAAAUUUGAAUUUGUUGAAACCAUGUUGGGUUUUAUGUUCAGCUGGUUGACAUUUUACCAUCAAGGUCAUGAAGUUAAUGAAGAUUUUAAACCAUACAUGCGUGAACUGCAAUUCAGGAUACAAAAAACUCGAGACAAUUUUAAUGAAACUCGUGACAAAACUGAAUCUCUUAUGAGAAAAAUGCUUGAAAUGAGACAGUCUAAAUUUUUAGAAGCUAAUAUUAAUAAUCAGAAAGUAACUCGAGAAGGAUAUUUAUUUCUCCUGGAAAAAAAGUUACCUGGAUUUAAAAACACGGGACAAGCAACAAAAUGGUUACAGAAUAAAUCAUUAGGAGAUGCUCUAAGUACAACUACUUGGACUAAACAUUAUUGUAUUUAUCUAAGAGAAACAAAAGAAUUUGAAAUGAUUACAUUCAACCAACUAAAUGGGAAGUUUCAUACCUCAGAAAAAAUGAUUAUUUCUUCCUGUAUUCGAAGAAUGUCAGAUUCGAUUGAUAAGAGGUUUUGUUUUGAUCUCACCAGUGAUGACAAGCCUGGUGUAAUAUACACAUUUCAAGCGUUAUCAGAAGAAGAUCGUAAAUUAUGGAUGGACGUCAUGGAUGGCAAAGAACCAGAGUAUGGUUUACCAUCUGUUACUACAUUAAAUAGUGAUAAUAAUAUUUUUUUGGAUGAUGCUGGUUUUAAUUUUGUUAAUAAAUGUAUUCAAGCAGUUGAAUCUCGUGGAUUGGAUGAACAAGGUCUGUACAGAGUUGGUGGAGUUAGUUCUAAAAUUCAAAAACUUUUGACUAUGGGACUGGAUCGCCGAAAAACCACUAACGGACUGAAUUCUCUUAGUUUUCUUGAUGACCCAAUUGAAUGGGAAACUAAGACAAUAACUAGCGCAUUAAAACUAUUUUUAAGGAAUUUGCCUGAACCACUAAUGACAUUUAAAUAUCAUAACACGUUUAUAUCUGCAGCAAAACAAGAAGUAAGGUUAAAACGUAUCAAUGAUGUACAUAUACUUCUGCAUAAGAUACCAAAACCAAAUUUCAACAUGUUAGAAGUUUUGAUUAAACAUUUAUGCAAUGUUGUAACUCAUAGUGAUCAAAAUUUAAUGACUGUGAGUAAUAUAGCCGUAUGUUUUGGUCCGACACUCAUGAGGCCUGAGCGAGAAACUGUUGCAGCUAUAAUGGAUAUUAAAUUUUGCAAUGUAGUAGUGGAAAUACUUAUUGAAAACUUUACAAAAAUAUUUAAAAAUGAACCUGAUUUGGAGAUGGAAUAUGAACCUGUACCAGGGCCUCAACAACCUUCCUUAUCUCAAAAAGUGAAAUAUUCACCUGUAGCUCCAGCAGUCACUCAAGCCAUUAUAAAAUCCUACUAUGAUGGACCAAUGCUCAGUACAAGUUUGCACAAUGUGAGUUCCACAACGCCCACUGUUCCAUCACAUAACGUACCUAUACCAAAUGCUAAUAGAUUAAGCCUCACAUCUUCUACUUCAAGUGCAUUGUCAGAAUCUAAUCUUCACACUCUCUCCUAUAGUAAACCAUUAGUGCACACAAGUCCAAAUAAAAAUUAUUAUUUUUCUGCCGACACUCAAAACACAACUAAUACUAGCUCUAGUAGUUCUAAUGAGUCUGUGUGUUCAGUAUAUUCGUUGGAAAACUCACCAGCACAAUUAUCUAGAGCGCCGCAGAAAUCUAAAAGGAGUAUUAAAAUGGGAGUACAUUAUGCAACGAGUUACAGACAUCAAGACACUGUCACUCAUUUGACGUCACUAGUUGGUCGCACUAGUCCUCCGUCAUUCUUAACAUUAAGAAGAGUUCGUACUUUGUAUGCAUGUCUCGGAGAAAAUGAUGGUGAAUUAUCAUUUGAGCCAAACCAAAUAAUUACAAACGUGCGACCUUCGUGUGAACCCGGUUGGCUUGAAGGAACUCUGAAUGGUAAAACUGGUUUGGUUCCAGAAAAUUAUGUUGAACUUUUACCAUAAAAAAGUAUGAGUAAUAGUAAAAAUGUAAAAAAAAAUCCUACUUAUUAGGACACAAUGACAUUUGUAUAUUUUGUUUUAUUUCUUUGUUAUUACUUUUUGUUAUGUAAUUGGGCCAACAUAUCAUUUGUUAACACGCACAAAACAGCCAAGUUACCAAAGAAUAUCCAAAACAAACUAGCACUAUGACCAGUUUAUCUUUAUAACUUUCUAAUGCAUUUACAUCACUUAAGUUAUAAAUUGUGAUCUCAAUAUCAUAAUAAUUUAUUCGAGUACAAACUAAAAAAUUACAGAAAAUAUAGCAACAAUUUUUUUUUUUAAACUGGCCCAUUAUUUUUAACAUGCUCUUUUGUUCUUGAUAUUUUACUAGUUCUUUUCAUAUAUUUAUUAUAUCUAAUAACUGUCUGAUUAAAAAAAAAAUAUAUAUAUAUAUAAAAUUCAUAUCAUUUGUGUAUAGAUCAUAUAAGCAAUUUAUUAUCUGUGUGAUAUUGUG